GGUACUUAUUUUACCCCGCAGUACUAUAAUACCAGGUUAAAUUUGCUCAGCAAGGCAGCAUGUUGCAAACGUUUGGGUUAAUUUAUUCGAUGUUCUUUGUAUCAUGCCUGCAUUGUUUAGUAUCUGGUGAUUGUCAAUCUAACACAAAUCAAGUUCAAAUAUGCGCUCCGAUCUCCAGUUUUACCCCAAUACCCGGGAAUAGCGGAGAUUUCUUUUCUCAACUAAACGGGAGAGCAGCGGGGAGUCGGGGUAAGGCUGGCCCCAAAGGCGAAAAGGGAAGUCGCGGACCACCCGGGCUCGAAGCAGACAAUGAAUGCAACUGUAAUCAAGAAUUGGAACGUCUUCGGAAUGAAAUUCGAGAGUUAAAGUAUGGCUGUCCACACAUCAUGUUCAACUUUCCCCGAUUGAACCAGAUCACAGAUUAUGUUCGGUAUCGACCCUACUUUCCUCGCCUAUCCUCAGCUACAAUAUGCAUGUGGGUACGCACAUCUGAUUUCACACAUAACUGCUUGCUUAGUUACGCGAGCAGUGACUCCCGUAACAAUGAAAUGGUUAUAAUGCUGGAAGCCGCAACAAGGAUUGACUUUUAUUUAUACAAUUCAAGGCAAAAAAUAUUCAGAAUUCCAUCCAUGAUGAAUCAAUGGACACAUCUAUGCUUUUGGUUCUCCACCGCAACCUCGCAACUAGGAAUGUACGUUAACGGAACUAGUUUAGGAAGCUUUCGAUACCCGGGUAGCAAUAUAGCAGGUGGUGGGACGUUGAUAAUUGCUCAGGAACAAGACGGGGUCAAUGCUGGUGGAUUGGAACGUUCUCAGGCAUUUAGUGGCCAAAUAUCAAGUCCGAUAAUUUGGCAGCGCGUACUGAACUCGUCGGAGAUUUUGGACGUCACGCAACGCUGCAUUUGCCCACGUGACCACGCAAUAACCAUGACGAUGGACAAUGUUGAGUUGCAUGGAGCAACACAAUAUGAAAUGCCGGAUUGCUUGGUAGUGUAAAGUGCGAACACAUAAAUCUUGUAUGGGAGGGACAUUGACUUUGGGAGCAUUGAGAUAUCAUUCUGUAUAAAUAUUGCUUUGUGGGGAGAAGCUUAAUAUUUGCUAUCGGUAGCUGGCGCGGUGGAGCAAGCUGUACAUAAUGCUAUAUUUUACGAGACUUGCACAGAGUCAAAUUAUUUUAACAACUUUUGUUUGGGAAUUUUUUGUAUACGAAGGACCAGGUUUAACGCAUUCGUGCGUGUAAGUGCAUUUACAUAUUUACAUGCUUGCAAACUUGGUGGGCCGCUUUAAAUACUGAGUUCUUUCAUCUGGUAUUAAUAUUCAAUGUUAUAUAUAUAUGUAAAGAUUUAUUUUGGAACAUAAUAUCCAAAUAUCCCGAUCGUGUUUUAAACAAUUAACAACGGUCUAUGGGAGUUAUAGGGAAACAGUUUUAUAAUUCUUUAAAUGUUUUUUUUGUGUACUACAAAAUGGGACGAGAAAACAGAAUGAAAAGGUGUCCCAUCUUCUCCCACCCUACUAUAUGCAACAUAAAUAGCAUCAGCUUUAUAAUAUAUUAAAACAUCUCUUCACCUUUGCAUUGCAUUCGUUGCGACGUAUUCCGGUCCAAACGGGAUUAUAUUGGCAUCGCAUUUACGUCGAUUGGAAUUACACAUUUAGAAGGCAGUUAUUCGACAACUGCAUUGAGCA
Ciona intestinalis (vase tunicate) is the source of this 1682-nucleotide messenger RNA. RefSeq names its product serum amyloid P-component-like. The record is from RefSeq and is a predicted model, not a curated record. Lineage: Eukaryota; Metazoa; Chordata; Ascidiacea; Phlebobranchia; Cionidae.